AUGGUCCGACCAAGAAUUCUUGUGUCGAAUGACGAUGGCAUUAAUGCGCCAGGAAUAAAGGCACUCAUCGCCGAGAUCGUCAAGGCAGAUUUUGCGGAUGUGUACGUUUGCGCGCCCUCGGGCGAGCGUUCGGCGCAAUCGCAUGCCAUUACACUUGGUCGCUACAUGAGCUGCGUCCGCGCCGAACCCUCGCCGGGCAUCGUUGAAGCUUACGCCGUGGACGGCACGCCAGCAGACAGUGUGAUGCUUGCGUUGUGCAGCCCGGUGUUCCAGGACGUGUCGUUCGACCUGGCCCUCAGCGGUAUCAACCGCGGGGACAACUGCGGUCUCCACGUCAUCUACAGCGGCACGGUGGGAGCCGCCAGAGAGGCGGCGUGCAAGGGUGUACCCGCCAUGGCAUUCUCUCUCGACAACCACUUGGCGCGGAAGCCGGACGACUACUCGCUGUCCUCGGCGCUUUGUGUGCCGCUGGCUGAGAGGGCCCGCGUCCCCUUGCCACUCCGGAGUCAGGUCCGCGUGUUGUGUUCCUCUUUCCCUCCCCCCACGGGCACCACCUCCCCCGGCACUACACAGAGCGUGGCAUGUGUGUUCCCGGCGUUCAAGGAGGUGACUGAGGCCCCGGGACCCCAUCUAGCGGAGAUUGACGAACACACGCCCAACUCCCGGGUCUUUCGGAACUACGCUGGCCUGGUGCAAGAGGACCAGGACGAGGGCGGUGAUGCCUGGGCGUUGAAGAACGGCUGGAUCAGCGUCACGCCCCUCAGCCUGUUGUCGCAUAUGUGUGCAAAACCGGAAGCCCGGUCAGAGACGGUGGUGGGCGCGGUUUCGGAGCUGGUGUCAAGAGCGGCGGCCGAGUCGGGGCUGUCGGCAGGGGGCCUGUCCAGGCUGUGA
Messenger RNA from Volvox carteri f. nagariensis, 891 nucleotides. RefSeq lists its product as uncharacterized. Gene Ontology annotation, molecular function: nucleotidase activity. Bases 1 to 891 code for a protein of 296 amino acids. The transcript is spliced from 8 exons. The record is from RefSeq and is a predicted model, not a curated record. Lineage: Eukaryota; Viridiplantae; Chlorophyta; Chlorophyceae; Chlamydomonadales; Volvocaceae.